AUAACAUUGAAAGAAAAGAAAAACUAAAAUUUCUCAGUAUAGCAAAAUAUAUAUUUAUAUUAUCAUGUCAAGAGUAGAUCCAUUGAUAGUUGGUCGUGUGAUAGGAGAUGUUUUAGAUCCAUUCACAAGGUCUGUUGAUCUUAGAGUGGUUUAUAAUAAUAGAGAAGUGACCAAUGCAUGUGCGUUGAAACCUUCUCAAGUUGUUAUGCAACCUAGGGUUCAAAUUGGAGGGGAUGAUCUUCGCCACUUUUACACUCUGAUUAUGGUGGAUCCUGAUGCUCCAAGCCCAAGCAACCCUAACUUGAGGGAGUAUCUGCACUGGCUGGUCACAGACAUCCCAGCAACUACAGAUACAAGCUUUGGUACUGAAGUUGUAUGCUACGAGAGUCCAACACCUUCAAUGGGAAUUCAUCGAUUUGUUUUCGUGCUGUUUCGACAAUUGGGACGUGAAACUGUGUAUGCCCCAGGUUGGCGUCAGAAUUUCAACACAAGAGACUUUGCUGAGCUUUACAAUCUUGGUUUGCCUGUUGCAUCAAUUUACUUCAAUUGCCAUAGGGAGAGUGGUACUGGUGGCCGCCGAGCAUAAAAAUUAACUUAAUGAUAUAUUUAUGGUACACAAAUAAAGUUCUUUUAAUAUGUCGUCACGAAAUCUUAGUCAAAUUAUAGGAUUUAGGGGCGACAUCAAAUCAAAAGAGUGUUUGCAGAAAUUUCAAUACAGGGAGUCUAAACACUGCUAGAAAAAUUAAAAGUUCUGAAGGUCUUUCCGUCGAAUUGUACUUCAUUGGAAAUUUCAUAUUUUCGCCAGAAACGUCCGUCAGAAAUACUUAUUUUUCUAGUAGUGACUAUUUUUAGGUAGAAACCUAGAUGCUUGAUAUCUAGUACUAAAGGGGUUUCUCUCAUGUUAUGAUUAAUAUUAUAGGUUAGCAUA
This is a messenger RNA of Lycium ferocissimum, 928 nucleotides long. Its product is annotated as protein FLOWERING LOCUS T-like. The transcript is spliced from 4 exons. The record is from RefSeq and is a predicted model, not a curated record. The coding region runs from base 65 to 586 and encodes 173 amino acids. Lineage: Eukaryota; Viridiplantae; Streptophyta; Magnoliopsida; Solanales; Solanaceae.